This is a messenger RNA of Solanum pennellii, 835 nucleotides long. RefSeq lists its product as uncharacterized. Lineage: Eukaryota; Viridiplantae; Streptophyta; Magnoliopsida; Solanales; Solanaceae. Bases 42 to 590 code for a protein of 182 amino acids. The record is from RefSeq and is a predicted model, not a curated record. The transcript has a single exon.
CAUUAUCUGUUGCUAAGAAGAUAGAGAAAGAUAAAAGCCACAUGGGGAUGUUGUACAGAAAGCCACAAAUGCUGCUUAAUAAAACCUUUCAAAAGACCAAGAACCUCUUCUUCAAAACACUACAUAAUCUCAAUUCAUUUCUCUUUAAAAGUCAUCACAAGUUACCUAAAGUUUGUCACUUCAAUCCCUUCUUCUCUCGUAGCAACCGAAUUCCAAACAGCAUUAUUCAAGAAUUGGACGAUUACUACAGAGACUUUCCUCAACAAUGGGAAUGUAGUAACAAAAACGAAGUUCCACAGAGAAAGAGCAUACGCGAAGAAUCAGUAAACAACACGAGGAAAGUACAGAAAGAAAAAAUGGAAGAUGCAUUGCUUCGAAACACAAGUAAAGGUGAGGUAUUAGUACAGAAGAUGAAGGAACUAGAGAUGAUGGAUGAGGAAGAUUUGGAUCAAAUGAUGGACAUAAAAGAAGUUCUCUACUACUACUCUUACCUAAAAUGUCCAGUUUACCUUGACAUUGUUGACAGGUAUUUCAUGGACAUGUAUAAUGAGUUAUCACUUCCACAGACAUUCAUCAAUGUCAACAGUUAAAUGUGAAGUCUUGGUCACAUUAAGCUCUAGAAGCUACAGAGAAAAUGUCUUUGCUUACUAAUGAAAGUUUUCGAGCUUAGCUAACGUCUUUAUGUCUGUUAAUUGCCAUGCCAUGUACUUCUAUAUUGAAAAAUUUCAGAAAACCUCAUUAGAUGUGAGUUAAUUUCUCAGACAAUCACUCAACUAGUAGUUAUUACCUCAUAAAAUUGGAAUCAAGAAGUAAAGUGACUUUCUGAGUUGACAAC